Artibeus jamaicensis (Jamaican fruit-eating bat) is the source of this 552-nucleotide messenger RNA. RefSeq names its product myeloid cell surface antigen CD33-like. Gene Ontology annotation, cellular component: plasma membrane. Gene Ontology annotation, molecular function: sialic acid binding. NCBI's taxonomy places the organism in Eukaryota, Metazoa, Chordata, Mammalia, Chiroptera, Phyllostomidae. The transcript has 3 exons. The record is from RefSeq and is a predicted model, not a curated record. Gene Ontology annotation, biological process: cell adhesion. Bases 141 to 401 code for a protein of 86 amino acids.
ACCGAGAGGAGACUCAGGGACACUUGGGCACCAGCAGGUGCUACACUCAGAAGAUUGUCACCUUUCUCCCUUCCCCCUGGCUUCCUGUUGGGACUUCCUCUCAGUCCUGUGACACCAAGACCCUGACACUUACCCCAGAGAUGCUGCUGCUGCUGGCCCUGCUGUGGGCAGGGUCCCUGGCUCAGGAUGAAGGAUUCUGGCUGCAAGUGCCGAGGUCUGUGACGGUGCAGGAGGGCCUGUGUGUCUCUGUGCCCUGCACCUUCUUUUACCCCCAGGAUGGCUGGAAGGAGUCUACCCCUGCUUAUGGCUACUGGUUCCGGGAAGGGGCCAAAACAGACAAGGAUGCUCCUGUGGCCACAAACAACCCCAAUCAUACAGUGAAGAACAAGACCAGGGGCUGAUUCUUCCUUGUUGGAGAUCCCAGGACCAAAAAAUGCUCCCUGCACAUCAGAAAUGCACAGAAGAGGGACACAGGGAGAUACUUUUUUUUGGGGGUGGAGAGAGAAUCCUAUGUGAAACACAAGUUCAUACAGAAUCAGCUUUCUGUUCAUG